This is a messenger RNA of Trichoderma reesei QM6a, 243 nucleotides long. RefSeq lists its product as uncharacterized. Lineage: Eukaryota; Fungi; Ascomycota; Sordariomycetes; Hypocreales; Hypocreaceae. The record is from RefSeq and is a predicted model, not a curated record. The transcript has 2 exons. Bases 1 to 243 code for a protein of 80 amino acids.
AUGCCAAACUCGUCAAACAAUGCCGUCUAUAAUGGCAGCACUAGUACCCAGGUCCAAACCCCCACCUCGAAUCUCCCGCCCAACCACAGCUUCGCCAUCGGUCGCUUUCUCGCCGAUGCCGAGCAAAAGUGUCCCCUAGGGCUCAACACGGUUCAGUCUGCAGUGGAAGUCGAAGCAGCUGCAAAAGCUCGCAUGUUGGCCAAGCUGCAGGCUUUUGAGCAGCAGUUUCAGUCCCAACGCUAA